Messenger RNA from Peromyscus californicus insignis, 1049 nucleotides. It is a transcript of the gene Tectb, whose product is annotated as tectorin beta. The record is from RefSeq and is a predicted model, not a curated record. The transcript is spliced from 10 exons. Gene Ontology annotation, cellular component: cell surface. The coding region runs from base 1 to 990 and encodes 329 amino acids. NCBI's taxonomy places the organism in Eukaryota, Metazoa, Chordata, Mammalia, Rodentia, Cricetidae.
AUGCUGGCGAGGACCUUCCUCCUGUUGGCGCUCUUUGCAGAAGCCUCGGCAAAAUCAUGCAUUCCAAAUAAAGCAGAUGUCAUCCUUGUGUUUUGCUACCCCAAAACCAUCAUCACUAAAAUCCCUGAGUGUCCCUAUGGCUGGGAAGUCCAUCAGCUGGCACUCGGGGGGAUGUGUUACAAUGGGGUCCAUGAAGGUGGCUACUACCAGUUUGUCAUCCCAGACCUAUCACCUAAGAACAGGUCCUACUGCGGAACCCAGUCCGAGUACAAGCCCCCCAUCUACCACUUCUACAGCCACAUCGUGUCCAACGACAGCACGGUGAUUGUGAAGAACCAGCCUGUCAACUACUCCUUCUCCUGCACCUACCACUCUACCUACCUGGUGAACCAGGCUGCUUUUGACCAGAGAGUGGCCACUGUUCAUGUCAAGAAUGGGAGCAUGGGCACAUUUGAAAGCCAGUUGUCCCUCAACUUCUACACUAAUGCCAAGUUUUCCACCAAGAAAGAAGCUCCUUUCAUUCUGGAAACAUCUGAAAUUGGUUCAGACCUGUUCGCAGGAGUAGAAGCCAAAGGGCUAAGCACUCGGUUUAAAGUAGUCCUGAAUAGCUGUUGGGCCACCCCCUCGGCGGACUUCAUGUACCCCUUGCAGUGGCAGCUGAUCAGUAAGGGCUGCCCCACCGAUGAAACAGUCCUCGUGCAUGAGAACGGCAAGGACCACAGGGCAACUUUUCAAUUCAAUGCCUUCCGGUUCCAGAACAUCCCCAAACUCUCCAAGGUUUGGUUACACUGUGAGACAUUCAUCUGUGACAGUGAGAAGCUUUCCUGCCCAGUGAACUGUGACAAACGGAAGCGUAUGCUACGUGACCAGACAGGGGGUGUCCUGGUUGUGGAGCUGUCCUUGCGGAGCAGGGGACUCUCCAGUCUCUGUGACUUCUCAGAUGUUCUUUAUCACCUCAUCCUGAUGUUGGGGAUCUGCGCUGUGUUAUAAGAGAGAGCUGGGCAGCUACAGCAACUCUCUUCAAGGCCACCCUGAACUAUGACACACUG